Molecule: messenger RNA, 2924 nt
Organism: Heterocephalus glaber (naked mole-rat)
Lineage: Eukaryota; Metazoa; Chordata; Mammalia; Rodentia; Bathyergidae
Gene: Cdh20
Product: cadherin 20
Biological process (GO): calcium-dependent cell-cell adhesion; cell morphogenesis; multicellular organism development
Cellular component (GO): plasma membrane; adherens junction; catenin complex
Molecular function (GO): beta-catenin binding; cadherin binding; calcium ion binding
Source: RefSeq, a predicted model, not a curated record
CAGGGGCGAAGCGACCCAGCGGGACACCGGCUGCCGGGUGGGGGAGGCAGCGAUGUGAGCUGGACGCUCGCCCCGGAGGAGUCUGAACGUCGGGAGAGUCGCCGGCUGUGCCAGCCUGACAAAGUAUGAAGUGAUCCAUUGAAGACCUAGAUCUCCUGAAAUGUCUCCUAGCUUUCUCCUCUGUGCAGCUGCAUCUCCAGGAUCUAUGCUAAUAAGAAAACUAUCUUGGAAUGUGAAAAGCAACACUUGAAAGCAGUGGUUCUCAGAGUGUUGUGCUUGGACCAAAGCAUCAGCAUCACUUGGAAACUUAUGAAAAUGCAAAUUCUUGGAUAACAUCCGAGGCCUACUGAAUGAGAAAUUUUGAAGGAAGUAAACUUCAAGCAGAUUGACUUGAAUCUGGAUCUUACUUGGAAAGCAUAAGUGUCCAAUAAACUGUGUUGUUAUAUUUUAAUUUGGAAAAUACUCAAGUUCCAGUGGCUUAUCAUCCUAUACUUUACUUUCGGAAAUCCUGCAAUCCCAUGUGGACUUCUGGUAGAAUGAGCAAUGCAAAGAGCUGGCUUGGACUUGGCAUGUCCUUAUACUUCUGGGGAUUGAUGGACCUUACAACCACUGUCCUCUCGGGCACUCCAACAGCUCAAGGCAAAUUAGAAGCACUUCUGUCGCACAAGACACAGUCACAUCUGCGAACCAAGAGGAGCUGGGUUUGGAACCAGUUUUUCGUUCUGGAAGAGUAUACUGGGACCGACCCUUUGUAUGUUGGCAAGCUUCAUUCAGAUAUGGAUAGGGGAGAUGGAUCCAUCAAAUACAUCCUCUCAGGAGAAGGUGCAGGCAUCGUGUUUACCAUCGACGACACCACUGGCGACAUCCAUGCCAUCCAGAGACUUGAUCGAGAGGAAAGAGCCCAGUAUACUUUAAGGGCUCAAGCCCUGGACAGGCGGACAGGCCGUCCAAUGGAGCCAGAAUCAGAGUUCAUUAUCAAAAUACAAGACAUCAAUGACAAUGAACCCAAAUUCCUGGAUGGACCUUAUGUUGCCACUGUGCCAGAAAUGUCACCAGUGGGUACCUCUGUUAUCCAGGUGACAGCCACAGAUGCUGAUGAUCCGACCUAUGGCAACAGUGCCCGGGUAGUGUACAGCAUUCUCCAGGGCCAGCCAUAUUUUUCUGUGGACUCCAAAACAGGUGUAAUUAGGACAGCACUCAUGAAUAUGGACAGAGAAGCCAAAGAGUACUAUGAAGUGAUAAUCCAAGCCAAGGACAUGGGAGGGCAGCUUGGAGGACUGGCUGGGACUACAACGGUCAACAUCACCCUCUCAGAUGUCAAUGAUAACCCACCUCGCUUUCCCCAGAAACAUUAUCAGAUGAGUGUGUUGGAAUCAGCUCCAGUUAGCUCAACAGUGGGGAGAGUGUUUGCCAAGGACUUGGAUGAAGGAAUCAACGCAGAGAUGAAAUACACUAUUGUGGAUGGAGAUGGUACAGAUACCUUUGACAUUAACACAGAUCCCAAUUUCCAAGUUGGCAUCAUAACUGUGAAGAAGCCUCUGAGUUUUGAAAGCAAGAAAAGCUACACGUUAAAAGUGGAAGGAGCUAAUCCUCAUCUAGAGAUGCGUUUUCUGAACCUGGGCCCAUUUCAGGACACAACAACAGUGCACAUCAGUGUGGAGGAUGUGGAUGAGCCCCCUGUGUUUGAACCUGACUUUUAUUUGGUGGAAGUGCUGGAAGAUGUGGCAAUUGGAACAACUAUACAGAUCAUUUCUGCCAAGGAUCCAGAUGUGACCAACAACUCAAUCAGAUACUCCAUUGACAGAAGCAGUGAUCCUGGAAGAUUUUUUUAUGUUGACAUAACAACAGGUGCCCUAAUGACCGCAAGACCCCUAGACCGGGAAGAAUUUUCUUGGCAUAAUAUCACUGUCCUUGCUAUGGAAAUGAAUAACCCCUCCCAGGUGGGAAGUGUUUCUGUCACAAUUGAAGUCUUAGACGUGAAUGACAAUGCUCCAGAGUUCCCCAGAUUCUACGAAGCUUUUGUCUGUGAGAAUGCCAAAGCCGGGCAGCUGAUCCAGACAGUGAGUGCUGUGGACCAAGAUGACCCACACAAUGGUCAACAUUUCUACUACAGCUUGGCUCCUGAGGCUGCUAACAACCCCAACUUCACCGUAAAGAACAACCAAGAUAACACUGCCCGGAUUCUCACCAGGAGGUCUGGCUUCCGGCAGCAAGAGCAGAGCAUAUUUUACCUGCCUAUCCUGAUAGCAGACAGUGGGCAGCCAGUGUUGAGCAGCACGGGCACACUGACCAUUCAGGUGUGCAGCUGCGAUGACGACGGCCACGUCAUGUCCUGCAGCCCUGAGGCAUACAUGCUCCCAGUCAGUUUGAGCCGGGGAGCCCUCAUCGCCAUUCUGGCCUGCAUCUUUGUCCUCUUAGUGUUGGUGCUGCUUAUUCUGUCCAUGAGGAGACACCGGAAACAGCCAUACAUCAUCAACGAUGAUGAGAACAUCCACGAAAACAUUGUCCGCUAUGACGACGAGGGAGGCGGUGAAGAGGACACCGAGGCCUUUGACAUUGCGGCCAUGUGGAACCCCCGGGAGGCACAGGCAGCUGCUGCCCCCAAGACGCGGCAAGACAUGCUGCCAGAAAUUGAGAGUCUCUCCCGCUACGUGCCUCAGACAUGCGCCGUCAACAGCACUGUCCACAGCUAUGUGCUGGCCAAGCUUUAUGAGGCCGACAUGGACCUGUGGGCCCCACCCUUCGACUCCCUCCAGACAUACAUGUUCGAGGGGGACGGCUCUGUAGCAGGGUCGCUGAGCUCCCUACAGUCAGCCACCUCGGACUCAGAGCAGAGCUUCGAUUUCCUCACGGACUGGGGACCUCGCUUCCGGAAGCUGGCCGAGCUCUAUGGGGCAUCGGAAGGGCCCUCGCCCUUGUGGUGA